AUGUGGCGUUUUGCAAAUGCUGAUAAAAUAGCAUUUGCGCGAAAAAGCCUUGAACGCUCAAUUAUGGCCCAGAUUUAUCCGUAUGCACUUUAUCCGAACGGCGAUGCCGAUCAUUGCCGAGAUAGUGUUUUUCAUAAAUCGAUACAGAAAUUGGCAGCGGAAAUCAGCCCGGAUCAUCCACUUCUGCGCAUUCCAGCGAGAUUCCGUGGUGAAUGCCCAUGGCCAUCGGCGCAAGCUGAAAUCGCAAUCAUAAAUGCCUACAAAUCACCCCGUGAUAAAAUGGCCUGUAUUGUUCGAUGUUGCGAAACAAUCGAAAAUCUCAUUAUUUUGGCGGCCGAAAGAGGCUCCGCAUCAGCGGACGAUAUCACACCUGUGCUCGUUUAUGUCCUUAUUCAGGCAAAUCCAUUGGUUUUACUAUCGAACGUCCAAUACAUUGCAGCAUUUUAUGCGAAUCAGUUGGAAGGAAUUGAAGCGUACUGGUGGACACAAUUCACUGGUGCAUUGGAAUUUAUCAAAACAUUGUUAAGCCGCACUUCAUGA
This is a messenger RNA of Gongylonema pulchrum, 540 nucleotides long. The record is from the annotation of a GenBank genome assembly. NCBI's taxonomy places the organism in Eukaryota, Metazoa, Nematoda, Chromadorea, Rhabditida, Gongylonematidae.